Molecule: messenger RNA, 1062 nt
Organism: Taeniopygia guttata (zebra finch)
Lineage: Eukaryota; Metazoa; Chordata; Aves; Passeriformes; Estrildidae
Product: monocyte chemotactic protein 1B
Biological process (GO): immune response
Cellular component (GO): extracellular region
Molecular function (GO): chemokine activity
Source: RefSeq, a predicted model, not a curated record
CCUGAGCACAGAGUUGAGCUCUCCCAACGAGGCAGAGCAGCAUCCUGCAAGGAAGAGCCCUGCCAAAGCCACCAUGCUCACCUCAAGGACAGCCGUGCUGCUCCUUGGGCUCCUCACCCUCUCGCCACGCUCCGAUGCAGCCCCUUACUCUCCAGCCGAGUGCUGCUUCGACUACGUAAAGGGCGUUCUCCGGCUGGAAAUCCUCGUGGGCUUCUACUCAACUUCCAAGGAAUGUUUUUUGCCAGCAAUUGUGUUUGACACCAAGAAAAAAGCCAAGAUCUGUGCAAACCCAGAGGAGAAAUGGGUGAAGAGAGCAGUUAGAGUGCUUCUAAAGAAGAAAGGACUUCAUGCCCCAACGAGAGAAAGUCCCUUGACCCUUCUUAGUACACGUCUGAAUUUUCGGAAAUGCAGCCUGAGUGGGGGGCAGGCAGAGGAUAAAAGACGGCUGGAGCCAGAGCCAGAGCCAGAGCCAGAGCCAGAGCCAGAGCCAGAGCCAGAGCCAGAGCCACGGGGCAGGCACGAGGAAGGGCCACCACACAGCCACCACCCAGCCACCAUGCUCCCUGCAAGGACUGUCCUGCUGCUCACCCUGCUCCUCACCUUCUCCCUGCACCACGCCACAGCCCACUUUGCACCGGUGGAAUGCUGCUUUAAGUACGCACAGAAACGCAUCCGGCACCCUCAGAGCUUCUACGAGACAUCCAAAGACUGCCCCAAACGUGCAGUUGUAAUUGUGUCUGCCAAUGGUGAUCACAUCUGUGCUGACCCCGAGAAGGACUGGGUGAAUAAAACCAUAAAACGGCUUCAAAAGCAAAAAUUAAACCCAUCCACCAUCUGAUUUCCCCAUCCAGUCUUCCUGUCUCUCGAGGGAGCCAAAGUGCUGGUAGCUGCUCUCCAGCAGCUGCUGUGGCCGUGGGCACCGUCCCUGCAGGCGGAGCCCCCCUGAACCCCGGCAGGAUCAGGUGCCACCGAGCCAUGGACCUGCCAGCAGCUCCUGCUGCCACUGCCCCGCCAAGAUGUGCUUGUGAAACAAAUAUUUAUAAUAAAGACUCAUUGCCACAA